AUGCUUGGGUUAAGUGCUGAUGUUGCAGUGCAUCGCGUCCCUAUAAAAAAAGAGUGCAAGCCUAUUCAACAAAAGCUUCGAAGGAUGAGACCCGAUGUUGCAGUAAAAAUAAGAGAAGAUGUCCGAAAACAAUUUGAUGCUGGGUUCUUGCAAGUUGUUAAUUACUCAAAAUGGGUAGCUAACGUUGUCCUCAUCCUUAAGAAAGAUGGAAAGAUGAGGAUGACUGUAGAUUACAGGGACUUAAACAAGGCUAGCCCAAAGAACAACUUCCCCCUGCCUCACAUCGACACUUUGGUGGACAACACGGAAAUUGAGGUCUACUUCGAUGAUAUGAUCGCAAAAUCCCAAACAGAAAAGGAGCACAUACAGGUUUUGAGGAAAUUGUUCUUGAGAUUGAAGAAGUUUCAGCUAAAGCUCAAUCCAACAAAAUGUACUUUUGGAGCUAGGUCAGGGAAGCUACUUGGUUUCAUAGUCAGCAAAAAGAGAAUUGAGGUCGACCCUAACAAAGUCAAGGCUAUACAAAAAUUGCCUCCGCCGCGCACUCAAAAAGAAGUUCGAGUUUUCUUAGGAAGACUAAAUUAUAUUGCCCGAUUCAUUUCAUAG
Messenger RNA from Gossypium arboreum, 603 nucleotides. RefSeq lists its product as uncharacterized. Lineage: Eukaryota; Viridiplantae; Streptophyta; Magnoliopsida; Malvales; Malvaceae. Bases 1 to 603 code for a protein of 200 amino acids. The record is from RefSeq and is a predicted model, not a curated record. The transcript has 2 exons.